UGAAGAACCCAAUCAUCAUCAUCAUCAUCAUCAGAAAGAAGCAAUGGCCGGUGUCGAUCCCGAGAAACUCGUCGCUAAAGCCGAUAAACUAACAAAACUUACUUUAACACGAUGGAGUGCUGACUGGAGGAAUGCAACGGAAUAUUAUGAGCAGGCAGCUAAUGCGUUUAGGUCUGCCAAAAAGCACGACAAGGCAAAAGUAGCCUUUGAGAAAGCUUCAAAAGGACAAGAAAUGCUCUCUUCACCGUGGGAUGCUGCUAAGCAUAUGGAGUCUGCUGGUGCGCUAGCAGUGGAAUUGAGUAUAUGGAAUGAAGUUGCUGAUUUUUACAGAAGGGCUUCUGAGCUGUACAAUGAGUGUGGGAGGUCACAGCCUGCAUCUGACGCACUUGCAAAAGGUGCUCGUGCUCUUGAAGAUGCUAAACCUGACGAUGCUAUAGCAAUGUACGCUGAAGCCAUAUCGCUACUUGAGGAGGAUGGCAAGGAAAAUAUGGUGUUUGAUUUAUACCGUGCCAUCAGUAAUGUUCACAUAAAGCUUAUGAAGUAUACUGAUGCUGCAAAUUUUCUCCUGAAAUGGGCCGUAGCAGCUAGUAAAUGCAAUUCUCUUCAUAGCCAGUGCAAGGCUUAUCUUAGUGCAAUCAUUGUAUACCUAUAUGCUCAUGAUUUCAAGCAAGCAGAAAAGUGCUAUAAUGAUUGUUGCCAGGUCGAUAGUUUCUUGAGUAGCGAUCAAAGUCAUUGUGCCAGUAAACUUCUUUCUGCAUACAGAGAAGCCGAUGUUGAAGAACUCAAACGUGUAGCGAAGUCUAGUAUUGUUUCCAACCUUGACCAUAUGAUAAUUAGACUUGCAAGGAAGCUCCCUACGGGUGAAAUGAUUGCAAUGGAAGUCAAUUCACUGGAGUAUGGAGAGGCCCUAGAUGAAGAUGACCUAACUUAGUCAUAAACAUUGUCGCAUUUAUAGUUCACUGGUGUACAAUGCUAAGUAUAUGUGAAAAUGGUAAUAAUUAUUAUAUUAUAUUGAGUCUGUGGCGUAUGAUUGUUGUAUGAUACAAACAUAUAUAAUCAUGCAUUUUAAGGUCUUAAUACUGGAAAAUAUUUUCUUUUGUUUGCCUUGGCUUCACUUUAAUAGCCAUUGAAUUAUAUAAAGUUGGUUUCUAGCACUUUGCCAUCA
Molecule: messenger RNA, 1165 nt
Organism: Erigeron canadensis
Lineage: Eukaryota; Viridiplantae; Streptophyta; Magnoliopsida; Asterales; Asteraceae
Product: gamma-soluble NSF attachment protein
Exons: 9
Coding region: 44-931 (295 amino acids)
Biological process (GO): intracellular protein transport
Cellular component (GO): vacuolar membrane; SNARE complex
Molecular function (GO): soluble NSF attachment protein activity; syntaxin binding
Source: RefSeq, a predicted model, not a curated record